Molecule: messenger RNA, 995 nt
Organism: Chara braunii
Lineage: Eukaryota; Viridiplantae; Streptophyta; Charophyceae; Charales; Characeae
Source: the annotation of a GenBank genome assembly
GCACUCAGCUCCGCUUCUCCUCGUCUUACCAUCCUCAAACUGAUGGUCAGACCGAGAUCACGAACAUGACUCUCGGAGAUAUUCUUCGAAAGAUUGUUCGUGACGACCAGCAGUGGGAUCUUCAUCUUGCCCACGCGGAGAUAGCGUACAACCACGCCGUCUCGCCAGCCACGGGGAUGUCGCCUUACUAUUGCGACCUCGGCUAUCACCCUCGUGUUCCCGCGGACUUUCUUCGACCGUCACAGAUGCACCCCGACACGAGUUGUCCCACGCUGGAUGAUUGGGUUGCACACAUGACGUCGAUCAUGAAGACCGCACAUGAGCAUAUAGCCGCUUCCCAGACUCGCAUGGCAGCACGUGCGAACCGAUCGAGGAUGGACCAUCCGUUCAAAGUCGGUGAUGAUGUGCUUAUCGACGCCCGCCACUUACAACUCGAAGUGGACACGCUUCGCAAGUUUCGGCGUCGCUUCUUUGGCCCAUGCUGCAUCCUCCAGGCCGUCGGUCCUGAUACGACAUCUAGCCCGGUCAGCUUUCGUGUGAAGUUGCCUGACUACCUACGCCAGGCUCGUGUGCACGAUGUCUACCACGUCUCGUUACUGCGUCCUUACCACAGACCGUCUGAGUGUUUUGCUGGACGACCAUACGAGCGCCCUCCACCCAUCAUGGUGGACGGUCACGAGGAGUUCCUCGUUUCAGACAUCAUUGGUCGCCGAGUCACCGACGACAACCCUCCCCACGUCGAGUAUCUCGUACGUUGGAAGGGUUACCCUGAUGAGGAGGCUACCUGGGAGCCCUUCGAGCACUUACAGCACGCUCGCAUGUUGGUGCAUGCUUAUGACUGUGCUUGUCGUGCUGGGUUCACUGCUCCUCCUCAAACCACUGACCGUCCUCCUUCUCCCCCGGCUGAGGAGACCGCUGAAGUCGAGCCUGCUCCAUCUGAGGCAGACCUUCAGCAGUAGCCGGAUGCUUCUGAACGUCCACAGCGCAUUCGUCGU